AAAACAAAAAAAACAAAAAAAAAAAAAACGGACAAGAACACACACAAAUGAACUAACUGAAAAAAACAUUAAACUUGGACUUGUGAUGUUUAUUCCUUUUUUAUUUUCUUCGUUUAAUUGUUAACGGACUCUCACGCAACUUCCGAUAAAUAGACAAACAGAUGAAUAAUUAAAUAAUCAAAGUGUUUUUUUUCGAGGAUGGUGGUGUCUCCGCCCGGUUGAGGUUAGUCACCGGAGUGUCCCUAUUAAGUGUCCAAAGUGUCCUGAAGUGUUUCGUGUCUGUUAAAAGGCUCAAGAACAGUGCUGCUAUAUUGUCUGUGUUACGUCCUUGCCUGCAGUUGUAUAAUGUGUAUGUUUCUCUGUCGUGCAACAAGUCUGUGUUUAGUGGAAUGUCUCCCGUUGCGUUCAUGUAUAUCUGUUCGUUAUAUGUAGUGUCCACGUUGUAUGUAAGGAAUGAUUCGGCCACAGUAACAUGGGGAACUCUGUAGACGGUUUUGCCUCUCCAUUAAUGUGGCUAUUUCAUUUCAUUUAUGCUCCUGUGUCUGUGUCUUUAUAUAUGUACGUGUUUCCGUCCGUUUUUGUCUGUCCGUCGUGCGUGUGUGAUUCAUAUACUGUCCUUGAUGUUCACGUAGAGUAGCGAAGCAUGUCUAUAAAUAGUUUGCUCACCGGCAUUACUCGGCAGAUGAAGAACAAGAGUAAGAAUAUAUAUAUAUUUUUUUCUUACUCAUGGCUUCACUGUGUCAUAAUGUGUCUGUAAUAUGCAUGUUUUAUUAAUCUAUUCAUUUCAUAGUGUCAUACCUUCCAUAAUUAAUAUCGUCCCUCACUAUUUUUACCUUCAUCUGUUAGGAAUUGUCGUGUUCGCCAUUAUCAAGAGCCAUUUAUCACCAUAUUAAUACCAUCUCCAUAACCAUUUUUCACUCUAAUUCUAUAAGAAAAAAAAGAAAAAGAAAAUAAAUCGGGGAGGAUAAAGGAGCAGGUGCUGUCGACGCCUGCAUAUGUCUGCGGCGAAGUCAUGGCCACAAGAAACACUCUUUCUGGAUUCCUUCCAAUUUGAUACCAUUCGUCAUCCUGCCACCGCCUGCUUCUGUACGUAUGCAAAAAUGAGCUCCAGAUGUGCGUUCGUCCGUGACCGGGCUGUAUGGAGGCGAACUGAAGUCUAAGUCAAAGCCAGAUGACAGAGUCGAGACAGGUUCUUUGUAAACAAACCAAAGGGAAAAUCCUUAUCACGUAGACAGUUUAAAAAAAAAAACACGAACUUAUUUUGUAAAUAUUGAAUGAAGGGUAACACAUCUCUAUACGUUUAUAAUGAUAAUACUUCCAUUAUGUGUGACUUUGAGUGAAUAAUGACCACGAAAUGCUAAAAAUAAUCGGAUUAUUUUUGCUCACAGACACAAAUACGACAACCGCUACCCUACUGGGACGAAGGAGGCGAAGCGCCGACGAUGAUGACUACGACGACUACAAAGGCGAGGACUACGGCUACGACUACCCGAAGGGCCUCCCGUUCCCGAGCCCGACGGCGGAUACUCCUGCAGAAGGCGACGCAGGAGGACCUUUCCUUCCCCCUCGCAGCAAGCGAGAAGUCCAAGACGGCGAGAGUGGCAGUACUCUGGAGGCGAAGGAGGGAGGUAUGUACCACCCCAUCAGCGACCGCGUAGUUUUCCCGGGACUCAAAGUGGCUUCGGAUUAUGGCUUUGAUUACAACAAGACCACUGAAUCCUUCGGCAACUGCUCGUGCAAGCCAGGCAGCGUCGUAGAAGUGAGAAUGUGUCUUCUUAACCUUGUUUAUACCGACGACCUUGCUAAGCCGACCUCAGAGAAAUACAUGGAGGUUACUGGACGAUUCUUGGGAGAGCUGUCGAGGAUCCUGUUCCGCGGCCUCAUCGGCGAGGGGCGCAUCAUUCUCUUCCGCCGGGCCUUCAUCACGGGCUACGAGAAGCGAGCCGACAACAAAACGACCGCCGUGGCCCAAGUUGACCUGACCUUGAAGCUGUACCAGGCCGAGUACCACGUGAAGAACGGCAUCGAACCGGCCGUGAGGGUGGGGAAGAUCGGGGGUUACGUGACUGACCAUGAGGAGUGCAUCAAGACUAAGG
Messenger RNA from Penaeus monodon (black tiger shrimp), 2096 nucleotides. RefSeq lists its product as uncharacterized. NCBI's taxonomy places the organism in Eukaryota, Metazoa, Arthropoda, Malacostraca, Decapoda, Penaeidae. The record is from RefSeq and is a predicted model, not a curated record.